Molecule: messenger RNA, 2151 nt
Organism: Rhagoletis zephyria (snowberry fruit fly)
Lineage: Eukaryota; Metazoa; Arthropoda; Insecta; Diptera; Tephritidae
Product: 4-hydroxybutyrate coenzyme A transferase
Biological process (GO): acetate metabolic process
Cellular component (GO): mitochondrion
Molecular function (GO): acetate CoA-transferase activity
Source: RefSeq, a predicted model, not a curated record
GUAAGUUUUGGUUACGUUGUCAAUACAAUUAAAAAUUUGAACAAAAUCGCCAAUUGUACUUAAUAAUAUUUAGAACAAUACGGGUUCUUUUUUCGGCAUCGGGGGAAAAAUAUUUCGGGCGUUGAAAAGCAAAAUAAAUAUGGCUAUGAUGAUUGGAAAGCAACUCAACCGCUUGUCUGGACCAUGCAAGAUCGCUCCAGCGAUGGUUAAUCACUACUUCACCAGCACCAAAGAAAUCACACAUCCAUUACAAAGGAAGCCAAAUAUUGUAAGUGAGGAGGAAGCAGUGGCCUGUAUAAAAUCGGGUGAUACUGUGUUCGCCUCUGGUGCUGCUGCCACCCCUAUUGAUUUGUUAAAGGCCAUGACAAAGCACGGUAGACAAAAUAAACUCACAGAUGUUACCGUGUGUCAUAUGCACACCGAAGGCCCUGCCGAUUACUGUAAUCUAGAGAACAAGGAUAUAUUUCGUUCAAACUCCUUUUUCAUGGGAGGCAAUGUGCGAAAGGCCGUUGCCGAGGGUCGAGGUGACAAUUUGUCGAUUUUCUUGCAUGAAAUACCCUAUCUUUUCUACAGAGGUAUCGUACAACCCGAUGUCGCAAUAGUCCACGUCUCACCUCCAGACCGUCAUGGCUUCUGUUCACUGGGCACCAGUGUAGAUUGUGUGCGUGCAGCCGCGAACCACUCGAAAAUUAUUGUUGCUCAAAUAAAUAAACAAAUGCCACGAACAUUUGGCGAUGCCUGCAUUCAUUCGUCACACUUCGAUUUCGCCGUCGAGGUCGACUCACCUCUGCCGCAACACGGCGGCAAGCCACCAAGCGAAAUUGAAAACAAAAUUGGCAAGUUGAUUGCCGAUAAUUUGAUUUGCAAUGGUGCCACUCUGCAGAUGGGCAUCGGUAAUAUUCCGGAUGCUGUAUUAAAUGCUUGCCACAAUCACAAGGAUCUUGGUAUACACUCGGAAAUGUUUGCCAAUGGCGUGGUUGAUUUGGUGAAGAAAGGCUGCGUAAACAAUAGCAAAAAGAAAAUGCAUCAGGGACGCAUUGUCGGAUCGUUCUUGAUUGGUAAUCAAGCUUUGUACGACUUUGUCAAUGAUAAUCCAUUCAUUGAAAUGUACGCAAUCGAUUAUGUCAACAAUACCAGCAUUAUAAAGCAGCAACCAUGCAUGACUGCCAUUAAUUCAGCCAUUGAAGUGGAUCUCACUGGCCAAGUGUGCGCUGAUUCGAUCGGUACGCGAUUUUUCUCAGGUUUUGGUGGUCAAGUGGACUUUAUUCGUGGUGCAGCUGAAGGGCUUGAUGGAAAAGGUGUACCGAUCAUUGCACUGCCCUCCGUAACCAAUAAGGGUCAGAGCAAGAUUGUGCCCAUAUUGCAACCAGGAGCGGGUGUGGUCACAUCACGUGCUCACGUUCAUUACGUUGUUACCGAGUAUGGUAUCGCUUCACUAUUUGGCAAAAAUAUGCGUCAACGUGCCUAUGAACUAAUUAAAAUCAGUCAUCCUGAUCAUCGUGAAAAACUCGAAAAAUCGGCAUUCGAGCGCCUUAAAGUGAUGCCAUCUUGCUAAACAUAUUUAACACAACAAUUUUAGACUUGUUAGCGUAGCACGUUUAAUGCAUAUACACAUGAAUGUAUGUAUGCAUUUAUAUGUACAAAACAGCCGAAUGGAAAGUGUAGCUAUACUUCAUUCGAAAGGAGUGUUGAGAUGUACUAUAUAUGUAUGUACCAACCUUUUAUGUAACAAAAAAGCUAAUUAUAAUUAUUGACGUAAAUAGAAUAAUUGUUCUACAACACAGCUACACAUACUAUUGAGUGCAAAAUUUAAUGGUUAAGAAAUUCAUUUCGAAAAUUGUUGAGUUGCAAUCAAAAAUUAGGAAAAAAAUUGUAUUUACAUACGUAUUGUGAAAAAGGUAACACAAAAUUAUAUGUGUAUCAUUCACAAAAUGGCACAUCGGCAUUUACCCAAUGCAGACAGUUUGGAAAAAUGUUACUAUUAGAUACAGAAAUAUUCAAAUAGUCUAGUUACAAAAAUAUUAAAGAGAAACGGAAUAUGUACUGCAAACGUAUUGCAUUCGAUAGACUCGAUUUACAUACAUACGUAUUAUUGGAUUUAAAGCGAAAUUUUUUUAUGGAUACUACAGAAUAAAAUAAAACAUAAUAUAC